UAUUAAAAUCUUCGUUAACCACGUGGUCAACACCCACGUGGAUCGAUAUUUCAGUUUAUGGAGUCGGACAUUGUAUGUAGUGAAAAAUCAUGAUCGGUUUUGUUACUUGUGGACCUAAUGAGGCUCUUGUUGUAUCGGGAUGCUGUCACAUAAAUCCAUUAAUUAUACCUGGAGGAAGAGUAUUUGUAUGGCCUUUUCUACAAAGAGCACAAAAAAUUAGCCUCAAUACAAUGACUUUAUCAAUAGAAAGUCCAAAAGUUUAUACUCAACAGGGUGUUCCCAUUUCUGUAACAGGGAUUGCUCAGGUAAAAAUCCAAGGACAGAAUGUAGAAAUGUUACGUGCAGCUUGUGAGCAAUUUUUAGGUAAGUCGGAGAAUGAAAUCAGAGCAAUUGCUCGAGAAACUUUAGAAGGACAUCAGAGAGCUAUAAUGUGUACUAUGUCUGUUGAGGAAAUUUUGUUUUCUAAGGAAAUAUUUAAGGAUCGUAAAAAGUUUUCUAAGCAAGUCUUUGAAGUUGCAUCAUCUGAUUUAGUAAAUAUGGGCAUUACAGUUGUCUCAUAUACCAUUAAAGAUGUAAGCGAUGAUCAGGGCUUCUUAAAAGCUUUGGGAAUGGCUCGGACUGCUCAAGUAAAGAGAGAUGCUAGAAUGGGAGAAGCAGAAGCAAGGAGAGAUGCAACGAUUAAGGAAGCUUUAGCAGAAGAGGAACGAGUAGCUGCUCGAUAUCAAAAUGAUACUGAAAUUGCCAAAGCACAGAGAGAUUUUGAAUUAAAAAAAGCUGCUUAUGAUAUGGAAGUGAAUACAAAGAAAGCAGAAUCUGACUUGGCAUAUAAUUUGCAAGCAGCAAAAACACGUCAAAGGAUUAAGGAAGAACAAAUGCAAGUGAAAAUAGUUGAAAGAAGUCAAGAAAUACAGAUCCAAGAACAGGAAAUUUUGCGGAAAGAAAAGGAAUUGGAAGCCACAGUUCGGCGUCCAGCAGAAGCUGAAAAAUACAGAUUAGAAAAAUUAGCUGAAGCUAAUAGAAACAGAGUUAUAAUGGAAGCUGAAGCUGAAGCUGAAGCAAUUAGGUUGAAAGGAGAAGCAGAAGCUUAUGCUGUUGAAGCAAAAGCCAAAGCAGAAGCUGAACAGAUGGCAAAGAAAGCUGAUGCUUUCAGGGAAUACAAAGAUGCAGCAAUGAUUGAUAUGAUGUUGGAAACAUUACCUAAAUUAACUGCAGAAGUUGCUGCUCCAUUAUCACAGUGUAAGAGAAUAGUAAUGAUCUCAUCUGGAAAAAGUGAAAUUGGGGCUAGUAAACUUACAGGAGAAAUUUUAGAUAUUGUAACAAAAGUACCUCACGUUGUAACUCAGUUAACAGGAGUUAAUGUGACAAAUUCAUUGAAGAUGGCCCAAGCUACAAUGUAAAGCAAACAACAUUUCUGUAAAUAUGAUAAUUGUUGUGUUUUGCUUAAAAUAGUGAAUCUGUUAAAAUGUGUUAUUACAUAUUAUUUUUGUCAUCAUUUCACAUGGUUAACAUUCGUAUAUUAUUAUCUAUGAAAAUUCAAUGUUUAAAUAAUAUAUAUAGUUAUAUUGUAAAUUCUAUACAACUUAAUGUGGUAUUAAUAUGUAUAGAAUUCAACUUUAUUCUAUGUUGAGCUUUUAUUGAAUGCAACUAUAUGCAAUUAGUUUUAAAUAUUUAAUUUUAAGUUAUGAAAUAGAAUUGAAUGUAUGUGUAUAAGCUGCAGUUUUGCUUUGAAGUUUUUUUUAUAUAUUGCAUGUUCAUAUCAACUUUCUUUAAAGUAAAAUCUACUUUUUUCGAGAUUUCUAUACUCAAAGGAAACUCUGUCUAAUGACAUUAUUUAACUAGAAAGACAGAGUUCUUCUUUAUGUUUUAGCUUGAUGUUAAGUGCUAAAUAUACAGUUAAAUUUAUAUUACUCUUAAUGAGCAAAUCAUGCUACAAUUCAAUCAAACUAUAUGUGAAUGAAUGAGUAGCUUUAUUUGACUAAAUUUGUUGAAUUUAUUUUACUUAUUAAUCUGCAAGAGUCUUAAUGCCAGGUAAUGUUUCUUUAUAAAUCAUAAACUUUCUCUUUCUCAAUUUAAUAUUCUGUUUAUUUUUAUGAAUGUAUAAAAGUGUCUUUUAUCCUGGAAAAUCAAAAAGUAUUAAUGCAAUCUUGAUAGAAAAAUAGCACAAUCUAUAUAAUAGAAGAAAUAUUUUUAGUAAAUAUUUAUCCUUAUUGUAGGGUUUUUCAUAAAUUUAUAAUGCAAGUGAUGUAAAUUAUUAACUGCCAAUGCCAG
Molecule: messenger RNA, 2268 nt
Organism: Centruroides sculpturatus (bark scorpion)
Lineage: Eukaryota; Metazoa; Arthropoda; Arachnida; Scorpiones; Buthidae
Product: flotillin-1-like
Exons: 12
Coding region: 90-1397 (435 amino acids)
Biological process (GO): regulation of receptor internalization; protein kinase C signaling; positive regulation of cell-cell adhesion mediated by cadherin
Cellular component (GO): plasma membrane
Source: RefSeq, a predicted model, not a curated record